Molecule: messenger RNA, 451 nt
Organism: Paraglomus brasilianum
Lineage: Eukaryota; Fungi; Glomeromycota; Glomeromycetes; Paraglomerales; Paraglomeraceae
Source: the annotation of a GenBank genome assembly
GUGUUUGUCAUCUAUAAUGUAUUGUAAUAAAGUUAAGCCAGAAUUUAUAACAUGUUCUGAAAAAGUAUGGGAUAAAAUUCGUCCAAGACCCUUACUUCCAAAGAUGUUGCCAUCUGUCGCGUAUUCAAUAAUAAUUGAAUAUAAUAUGCUUUUAAAUGACAAACAGUUAUUGGACAUAAAAUGGCAUAAAAAUAGGACCAAAUGGAGUACACUGUCAGCAGACGAGGAUAAAUCUAUCUUCGAUUGUGUGCAAGAAGUUUUGAGUUUCGAUGAGGAUAAUAUAGACGAAGGCACAUUCGUUCAUCGAUAUUGUCAUAAAGUUAUCGAAGAAAUUUUUAGUAAAGAUGAUUUUACAUUGUUCUGGGCAAAUGGUGAAUCUAAAACUUCAAAAGCAAGACGAGUACUAGAUGGAAAGAAAGCCAGACUUUCGUGUAUUCUCAAAGAUAGAUGA